Messenger RNA from Rhopalosiphum maidis (corn leaf aphid), 2399 nucleotides. RefSeq names its product long-chain fatty acid transport protein 4-like. Gene Ontology annotation, biological process: triglyceride homeostasis. Gene Ontology annotation, cellular component: endoplasmic reticulum. Lineage: Eukaryota; Metazoa; Arthropoda; Insecta; Hemiptera; Aphididae. The transcript has 12 exons. The record is from RefSeq and is a predicted model, not a curated record. Gene Ontology annotation, molecular function: long-chain fatty acid-CoA ligase activity; long-chain fatty acid transmembrane transporter activity. The coding region runs from base 136 to 2130 and encodes 664 amino acids.
CAGUCACUCACCGGGACCGGGCAACUGCCAACUAGUGGUUAGUCGUUGCACAGUUAUCACGGUGUGCACGUGAGGGUAGAGUAAAUAAUCGGGAAAAUUAUUUUUGAUUACAUUUUUGUUAUAGUAUCCUUAAUUAUGAAUAAAGACAAUCAACAAAGUGUAUCAUUUGUUUUGCUCACAGCUUUUAUUGCUGUAGCUGUUAUGUUAAUCAUCCUCAAUUAUUGUAUACUUUGUAUAGUUCCAGUUUUGAGUGCAUUAUGGUUAAUAAUCAAUUAUUGGAAUUUCUUGGUCAGAGUUUGGCAAACACUUCCAAGGGACGCAAUAUUAAUCAAAGACUAUUCAACAUAUUUUAUCAAAAUAAGAAUAUGGAAUUUAUUAGGAUGCGACACUUAUGCUAAAAUUUUUAAAAGAAAUGUUGAAAAACAUCCUAAUAAAAUAGCAUUUAAACAUGAAAGUUCGUCAUGGAGAUAUAUUGAAGUAGAACAGCUUAGCAACCAAAUUGCCAAUUAUUUUAAAGAGCAAGGACUUAAACGAGGUGAUAUUGUUGCUUUGUACAUGGAAAGUUGUCCAGAAUAUGUAUGCAUUUGGCUUGGUUUGUCUAAAAUUGGUGUUAUAGUAGCUUUAAUUAAUAAUAAUCUACGUGCUGAUGCAUUGGCACAUUCCAUAAAAGUAUCAAAUUGUUCAGCAGUCAUAAUCGGCAAGGAACAAAUUGAUGCGUUAGCAGAAAUUAUUAAUACAACUACAGAUGAUAAAUUGAAUAAUCUGUUCACUAAAUCAAAUGUAUACAUAAAAAAUUACAUUGACAACACUGCAUUGAUUAACAAGCCAAUAAGUAAAGCUAUUAAUCUCGACUAUGAAUUAAAGGAAAUAUCAAAAAGUGCCCCUGAAAAAGAUAUUUCUGAAGGUAGUUCAAAAGAUCAAAUGCUAUAUAUUUAUACAUCAGGAACGACGGGUAUGCCAAAGGCUGCUAUUAUGACCCAAUCAAGAGCUAUCUAUAUGGCGAUGGGUGCUAAAUACAUAGCUGGAAUAUCUGAACACGACGUUGUGUAUACUCCGUUGCCAUUGUAUCACACUGCUGGCGGUAUCUUGGGUGUUAGUUCUGUCCUUUUAGGAGGUUCAACGUGCGUUAUAAGGUCCAAGUUUUCAGCAUCUAACUAUUGGACUGAUUGCUUAAAAUACGAAUGUACAGUUGCACAAUAUAUUGGUGAAAUGUGUCGUUAUUGUUUGGCUUCACCCCCAUCUGAGGCCGACAAAAAUCAUCAGGUCAGAUUAAUUUUGGGAAAUGGUCUUCGACCUCAGAUAUGGGAAGAUUUUGUUACACGGUUUAAUAUAAAGAAAGUAGCAGAAUUCUAUGGAGCCACAGAGGGAAAUGCUAAUAUGAUGAACACUACAAAUAAAGUCGGUGCUGUGGGAUUUAUCCCAUUUAUUGGAGAACCAUUCUAUCCUGUCACAUUGAUACGUGUUGACCCAGAUACUAAUGAACCUAUUCGAGGAGAAAAUAAUCUUUGUAUUAAAUGUAAAGUUGGAGAGCCUGGAUUAUUGGUUGGAAAAAUAAGAAAAACAACUGAGAAUUCUUUUAGUGGUUAUGUAGAGAAAUCAGCUUCUGAGAAAAAAAUCAUCAAAGAUGUUUUUAGUAAAGGAGACAAAGUAUUCAAUUCUGGUGAUGUGCUAAUUCGGGAUGAACUUAAUUUUUAUUACUUUAAAGACCGCACAGGAGAUACUUUCAGGUGGAAAGGUGAAAAUGUUUCUACAUCAGAAGUGGAGGCUGCUAUUAGUAAUAUAGUUAAAUUAAAAGAUUGCAUCGUUUAUGGAGUAGAAAUACCACAUACUGAAGGAAAAGCUGGAAUGGUCGCCAUUGUAGAUGAAUCUAGUGACUUAGAUUUGGAUAAAUUAUCUGCUGGAAUUAACAAAUCAUUACCAGCCUAUGCACGACCACUAUUUUUGCGAAUUGUUAAGACACCUGUGUCACUAACUGGUACGUUCAAGAUGAAAAAAAAUGAUGUUCAAAACGAUGGAUUUGAUCUAACCAAAGUUGCUGAAGAUCCUUUAUAUUUUAAUGAAGGAAGGAAGUUUGUUCCGCUCACCCAAGAGUUACACGACAGCAUUGUAAAUGGAGCAAAGAGAUUAUAAACUGUUUUAAAACUAUUGUACAUUAAGUAUUGGUUUGAAAGGGAUUUACAUUUAUGUUUUUAGUAAUACUAUGUAUGAUCGAAUUGUUGUUUUCCUAAUUGACUUAGUGAUUUGUAUCAUACAAUACUAAAAAAUAAAACCAAAGACUUUAACAUUUAUUAGGGUAAAAGCUGUGAUUCUUUUUUGUACGUCAACUAUACAAUAAGUUUGGUUUGUUACGAUAUUUGAUCAUUAUGUAUUUUUUAAAUAAAAGUUUAUUGUUAUAAUAA